Poecilia reticulata (guppy) is the source of this 1264-nucleotide messenger RNA. Lineage: Eukaryota; Metazoa; Chordata; Actinopteri; Cyprinodontiformes; Poeciliidae. The record is from RefSeq and is a predicted model, not a curated record.
CCUGUCUGGGAAUUAAUCGGUGCUGGGUCUGUGGCCUUGCGCUUGAUGUCACACAGCGAGGGGCCACCAGCUUCCCCAACACAGGCCGAACCACGGACCUCCGCACUGAUUCACCGAGCCCCACUCCUCCUGGAGGAGGCGGCGGCGUUGCCGGGGGUGACCGGGCAGAGGGAGGCCGGCGAGAGCAUCAUGUCGUCCAGGAGCUUUGGUUCAUCGUGGUGAUGGCCGCCAUCGCCCUGCUGCUGCUGGCCGUGGCGUUAGGAGUCAUGCUUCACAGGGCCCUGAAUAAACCCCCCCUCACCAGGGCGAGGCCUCCUCUGGUCGCUCUGCCCAUGCAGAAGAGGAGCCCCAUGGCCGUGUACCCGCCCAGCAACUCUGUCCUGUUCGACACGGUGCCAGACACUACCGGCUUCUCCAGCAGUGUGACCCUGAAGGGAUUCUCCAUGAAGAUUGAGGAGAUUCUGGAGGCUAAGUGCGAGCCCGCCGGAGAGAUCGAUGCAGGAGAGGAAGUGGGCGUUCUCAGCGUGAACUCCCUGCGGCGCAGCAUCAGCCAGGUGAUCGACGGAAAGUCUCUCACAGGAGACGACGACGACGUCUGGGACCCCAACAUCUCAGCCCAUGACAGCGGGAUGGUGAGAGACCCCAAAAAUUUUAUGGAUGACGAGGAAUUUGUGGACACCAUCAAAGGUUUCAGCACCGUGAGGAAAGAGCACACGAUGUUCACAGACACCAACCUGUGACCCGACAAAAAAAAAAUAAACGUUUGGUCCCCACAGCUCAGUCAUGAUGAGGCGCGUCACCACAGGGGUUCAUGGAAGAGAAGCUUCGUGUGACAAUGUCCAGUGGAGGAAGAAGAAGAAGAAGAAAUAUAUCUUUAUGUAAACACAAGUGGAAGAAAAUCCAUUUUAUUGACAUGAAGGAAGCAGCAGGACAAGCAGAAUCCCAUAGAAGAUACUUUAGUCUCCAUAUUCUACUCUGGUGUUUUCUGAAACAGGUCCUGAAUCAUCCUUUUAUUUUUAUGGACAUCUUAGGAUCUAAUGAGGAAGACAUGUAAACCUCAGUGUUGUGAAGAAGUCGGCUUCCAGGUGCCAUCAUGUUCAUCAGAAGCUGGAAAAGCUUUUUUUUUUCUAAACAAUUUACUUUCUGAACUUAAGAGUUUCAGACAUGCAGCUCCCUCCACAUUUAUUGGUGCGCCAGAUUGUCUCUAACAAUGAUUUCUAGAAAUUGCUUGUGGCGUUUCUAACUUACAAAUAAGUUAGUCUGG